UUUUCAGGUGAACCACGAGUCAAAGAAGUUGCAGUGCCCAAUUUGCGACAGAAAGUUUACAACAAAAGUCCACCUUGAUUCGCAUCUCGUAACUCAUGGCGAAAUGGAGCCACUCUGGUCCUGUGACAAGUGCGGCCGUAACUACAUCCGGCACCGAAGCCUCCUGCGGCACAUGGCGAGUCACGACCAGAAGUACGUGUGCCAGACGUGCGACGAGUCCUUCCUGUCGGCUCAGCGGCUGGCUGUGCACAUGCGGAGCCACGACCCCAAUCAUAAGACUCGACAUUCGUGCCCAAGGUGCCCUCAGAAGUAUGCCUACGAAAGCCAGCUGCAAGUGCACAUGAGGAUCCACACGGGAGAGAAACCGUAUGUGUGCGAAAUAUGCGGCAAGUGUUUUAAGCGCUUACAGCAAUGCAAGGCUCACCACCGCAUGAUCCACAGCAACACCAAGGAGACGUGCGUGGAGUGCGGCAAGAUGUUCGGAGACAGGGCCAACCUCCUCCGUCAUCGCCUGAUGGUCCACUAUCACCUGAAGCGCUGGGUAUGUGGUGCAUGUGGGCAGAGCUACGCCUAUUCCCAGGACCUUCGCACUCACCUCCAGAAAACUCACAGCCUUCCUUUUGAGCGCCUUGAUAGCUCCAACAGGAAGUCGUUGCAUGAGGUAUAUGUUAUCCCAGAGCUAGGAAGCCACAAGCUGAGUCCUACAGUUCAGGCCACAGUGGAGGCAGUGCGCAUACAAGAACACCAGAAAGUGCGUCAGGUGCUGAGCGGCACGUGUCCGAAUUCACUGAGAAAGUCACACAAGACAACUGUUGAAAAUGUGGAAAACCCAGACGAUCCCGAUAACCCAAAGGCUAUGCUGGAGACUCCUGUGACUAUCAGACCCGUCGUCGUAUCUUCGGCAAAUUUGGGAAUGCCCGUUUUGGAUAACAGCGGGCAAGUUCAGUCCAUGGAGAGGACAGUUCAGAAUGUAACUACAGUUGUUGAUGAUACCCAAGGGAUGUUGCAGGUCAGGGUUCUCAAUGUGAAGUGUGUUGAAUGCGGUGGAGAGGGAGCCACUCCCCUGCAGUGUGGAGUAUGUGGUGCAACCGCCUGUUCCCAGCUGCACAUGGAUCUCCACGUCGCAUCCGCCCAUCGUGUUGUGUUCCAAUGUUCUGUCUGUGGUUUACACUACAGCAGUCAGGGAGAUUGUGUCGCUCAUGUCACAACUGCCCAUUCCUCGCAUCUUUUGGCAGUUCAAGGGGGGACGGCACCCUACCUCCCUCCACAGCCUGUGCAGCCUCUCCAGGUGGCCAGUGCUGCCCCUCCACCACAGCUGUGCAUGCCUGUGGCUCCUACUCAGUCAGGUCCCCCUUGUCUCGUGCAAGUCGGGGGAGGAGCGGCACAAAUGCCCAUCGUCAUUGCACAAGCUCCCACUGGCAUGGCUCCUCCGCAAGUGGGUCCUACAAAUGUUAUUCUCCAGUAUCCCAAUGCAAACAGCAACGUUCCUCCAAAUGUCCCUGUGGUGCUUCAGAUGUCCGCUCCUGUGGGACCCACAGGCAGCCAGGGCAAGCAGCCAAUACAGACACUCUCCAGCAUGCCCAGCCAUCCACAGAGUGUACCUAAACAGAGGCAGAGGAAAUUAGAACCAGAUUUGAAGGAAGAGAAACCCUUGUGUACCAUCAGCUUGCCAACCAGCAAUACUAGCGGACUGCUUCUACCGACAGAAAGCAGCUCUAUUGUCAACCUUUCUAGUGGACAGCCCACCCCUUCUCACCCCACCGUCCUUCCUCAGCCAAACGGCAGUGGGGAGAAUUCAACUUUCCUGAUGGAUAAUUCUAAUAUUGCGCCACAAGAGGACAAUAAUGCUCCAGUAUUAGUGGUUGGUUCGGUUCCCUUCUCAGGUGUUUCAUCUGGAUCUUGUACUGAUAUCUCACAGCCUAAGCACGGCAGCUUCAGCAACCCUUCCAGCACCUCAGUGGCCAGCGUGCUCCUGACCCUGGCUGAAGCUCCCCAACACGAUCCCAAUUCCUCAGGCUUGAUGAUGGAAGGGAGUGCCUCGGCAGACAGCCAGACACACUCUCCCUCAAUAACUGUGGAGGAGGAUCAUGUGAUGCAUCCAGAUGCAGGAGAUUCCAAUGCAAGCCAUGGCACUCCACUUGUGCAGUCUUUCAUGAGGCCUUCUGUACCCCCCCUAGAAGGAGUGACACAGGAGGAGGGGCCACCAGCUCAUGCCGCUGAGCCCUCCAGCGGAAGCAAGCCAGACCCUCCCCAGGAAGUCACUGUCGAGAUCAUCCAGUCGUCACCCAGGAAAAUCAGGUCGCAGAAAUCCCUCGUCAGGAAAAGAAAUGUGCACUCAAAAAAAGACUCUUCAGAAGCAUCAAAUGCAUUCGGCCUGGAUGAAACCUACACUUGCGAAACCUGCCACAAGAGCUUCACUUCAGCUGCACGUUUCGAGCGGCACCGGGCAAAGCACAGCCAGAGCUUCCAGUGCCAGGUGUGCAGCAAGGCCUUCACGGAGAAAUACAACCUGAAGACCCACAUGCUGACUCACACUCAGGAUCGGCCGCACUUGUGUAACCUGUGCCCUAAAUCCUUCAGAUAUAUGCGUGACCUGACUGAGCACAAGCACACCCACGAGGGCAUAAGGCCACACGUGUGCAAGACCUGCGGCAAGGGGUUUGUCAGGCAGAGAGAGCUGGCAAGGCAUGUAAGGGAACAACAUGGAACUCAGCGCCACCUGUGCAAGGUGUGUGGAGCAGCUUUCAAGCGCCGGAUGUACCUGGAAACUGUGCACAUGCGCAGUCAUCACCCACAAGCAGCGCAGAUCACAGAGGAGGAGAAGCGUGAGAGCCACACAUCAGGAACCACGGAGAAGAAGCAGAGCCACAUAUGCCGGAUAUGUGGGAGGAGUUUCGCACAGGCUCGCUACCUCACAUCUCACCUGCGCACCCACUCCAAGAGGGCAGAGUACGUCAGGUGUCCCAGAUGCCCAAGGAUGUUCACGUCGGAACUCACACUGAAGGUACACAAGGAAGCCUUCCACGACAGAGAAACCACGACCUCGCAUGACCCAGCCACCACAGACGCCCCGGAAAGCAAAUUUGAAAAACCCACGGCAGUGAGCACCUUGUUACACCAGCCUGCACACAGCCAUGAGAGAGAGGCCGAGCUCCCCCAGCUGGACUCCCAACAUGUUGCCAACGCGAAUCAAGUCUUCCAUGCGGCCCCCCUCCCACACCAUCCACACAUCCUGCACACUAGCCCAUUGGAGGCCAGCGGCGAACAGGCAGCUUACUGUAAUGCGGCGAUGCGGGCGAGGGAUGGUCUGGAGAACGAGGAGACGAGGCCAGAUAGUAUGGUUCAGUUCAGCGUGCAUAUUGACGACUGCGAUCCCAUCAGUUAUCUUGCUCCUUCGUUCUCCGGGGAGUAAACUUCUGUGCUGGAUUUUUGCAUUCUCGUUAUUGUUAUCUCCUUGUUUGUUUCGUUUUGUUCCUUUUUAUUUUUAUUUUUUUUAUUUUUUUUUAUACAAAAUGUUAGUAAUGCAACAAAUUGUUGAUUGAUGAUAAUGAAUAUGUAUGGAAAAUAAAUUAUUGUUUCUCA
This is a messenger RNA of Penaeus indicus, 3582 nucleotides long. RefSeq lists its product as uncharacterized. The transcript is spliced from 14 exons. NCBI's taxonomy places the organism in Eukaryota, Metazoa, Arthropoda, Malacostraca, Decapoda, Penaeidae. Gene Ontology annotation, biological process: regulation of transcription by RNA polymerase II. The record is from RefSeq and is a predicted model, not a curated record. Gene Ontology annotation, cellular component: nucleus. Gene Ontology annotation, molecular function: DNA-binding transcription activator activity, RNA polymerase II-specific; RNA polymerase II cis-regulatory region sequence-specific DNA binding. Bases 104 to 3412 code for a protein of 1102 amino acids.